GCUGUGAGCGCAAAAUAAAUAGUUCCGCACACAGACCCAGAGAGAGAAAAAAGUUCCUAGCUAACGUUACGGGGAUUGGGAGCACGCCAAAGACAGCUAACGUAAACUGGGCUUCAUCAAAUCUGGAGGUCCUUUUUAACCCGAUAAGAUUUGCUAGCCAAGCGGCGAGAGAAAUCGCGACUUAUAAUGGCCUCGGAAGAGCUUUAUGAGGUUGAGAGAAUUGUGGACAAACGGAAGAACAAGAAAGGAAAGAUUGAGUACCUGGUGCGCUGGAGGGGCUAUGGCUACGAGGGGGACACCUGGGAGCCCGAGACGCACCUCUCUGCCUGUGUGGAGUUCAUUCACGAUUUUAAUCGGCAACACGGCGAAAGACAGAGAGACAGUACUUUACUGCGCUCCACUCGAAGCACUCCCAGCACGACCCACAGUUCGAGAAACAAUGCCCGCAAACAGAUCUGCAGGCCUCAGCCACACAGUGGAGCAGGAAGCCAUGCUCUAGUAAAACCCGGGAAUGCCUCUUCCCCCACCGCAGCAGCUACGGCCAUCUCGAAACCGUUGCCACCACUUGACCCUGGCGUGGCACACACUAGAACGAAUAUGCAGCUUAACUUGAGCCAAAAGUACAGUGUUUCGGCCACCGGUGACAUUUGUAGACCUGGCUUCACAAGCGGGCCUGCGGCUUCUCCGGUGGGCACGGUGCGUCGGAGCAUGGACCUGGCGAAGUCCGGGAUCAAAAUCCUAGUACCCAAAAGCCCCAUGAGCAGCCGGGCGGACUCUGAGUCGUCGCCUAGCGAGGCGGCCCACUGUCUGGAGCAAGGGGGUCAGGAGCAGGACUCUGUGCCCCCAGAGGUAGCCCUUUUGGAAAAGCCUCCAGGGUUGUUGCUGGGGCCUGGGGAAGAAAGAGCGCGCAUGGGGACCCGGCCCAGGAUUCAAAGCCAAAGCCCAUUAAUUCCUCAGCAAGUCCCCAUCACCCCCGCAUCAAUACGCACACUCAAUGGGAAAGGUACAUCAACACUCAUGGAGGCUCUGGCGGCCAAUGGGACAGCUAGCCUGCAGAGUGCAGUGGCAGGAGUCACUGCAGUCUCCGGGGUGGCAGGGAAACGGCGCUUCGAGGAGCAGCGCUCCGUCUUCGACAAGCGCCUUCGGUUCAGCGUCCGGCAGACUGAGAGUGCCUACCGCUACAGGGACCUUGUCGUCAAGAAGCAGGAUGGCUUCACCCACAUCCUGCUCUCCACCAAGUCCUCGGAGAACAACUCACUUAACCCCGAUGUGAUGAAGGAGAUGCAGAGUGCCAUGGCCACGGCGGCGGCAGACGACAGCAAGCUGGUCCUGCUGAGCGCCGUGGGUAGCAUCUUCUGCUUCGGCCUGGACUUCAUCUACUUCAUUAGACUGCUCACCGACGACCGCAAGAAGGAGAGCAUCAAGAUGGCUGAGACCAUUAGGACAUUCGUGAACACAUUCAUCCAAUUCAAGAAGCCCAUCAUCGUAGCCGUGAAUGGACCGGCGGUGGGCCUCGGAGCCUCUAUCCUCCCGCUGUGUGACGUGGUCUGGGCCAACGAGAAAUCCUGGUUUCAGACGCCCUAUACCACCUACGGACAGACACCCGACGCUUGCGCCUCCCUCACCUUCCCUCGCAUCAUGGGCGUGGCCUCGGCCAAUGAGAUGUUGCUGAGUGGGCGGAAGCUGACAGCCCAGGAGGCCUGUGCUAAAGGCCUUGUGUCCCAGGUGCUGUGGCCCGGGACUUUCACUCAGGAGGUGAUGGUUCGCAUUAGGGAGCUAGUCACUUGUAAUUCAGUUGUCCUGCGGGAGUCCAAAGCACUGGUGCGAAACACAAACCGGGCCGCCCUGGAGCAGGCCAAUGAACGUGAGUGCGAGGCGCUGAAGAGAGUGUGGGGCUCUUCGCAAGGGGUGGACUCCAUCCUCAAAUACCUGCAGAAGAAGAUUGAUGAGUUUUAAGGAAAGCAUGUAUCCCCCUACGUUCCCAAAUAACCAGAAAAACAUGGCACUAGCAGUGCAUGGCGUUCAAUCUGUAGCCUCUCAAUAUCCCACCAUCCCUGUUGCAUGUAUGAGAGUACAGUGCAUUUGGAAAGUAUUCAGACCCCUUGACCUUUUCCACGUUUUGUUACGUUACAACCUUAUUCUAAAAUACAUUGAUAAAAAAAUGAAUCCUCAAUCUACAAACAAUACCCCAUAAUGA
Messenger RNA from Oncorhynchus gorbuscha (pink salmon), 2197 nucleotides. Its product is annotated as chromodomain Y-like protein. Gene Ontology annotation, molecular function: transcription corepressor activity. The record is from RefSeq and is a predicted model, not a curated record. Bases 187 to 1956 code for a protein of 589 amino acids. The transcript has 7 exons. Gene Ontology annotation, cellular component: nucleus. Lineage: Eukaryota; Metazoa; Chordata; Actinopteri; Salmoniformes; Salmonidae.